AUGCCGUCAAUGGAUGAUAGAACUCCUUUAGUUGGGGAAAACCAAACUAGAUCUUUAGCGAAUACCAAAGCCUCCGUGCUGCGUGUUUUCGUGAAGACUCUCAAGUCUUCACCAGUCAAUUACCUUUUAGUGUUUGUUCCAUUGGGGAUCUUAGCUGAGUAUUUAAAAUGGUCCGCUAAUGCAGUUUUCUGGUUGAACUUUUUUGCUAUUGUGCCUUUGGCUUCGUUAUUAGCGUUCGCUACAGAAGAAUUAUCCGAGAAUGUUGGCCAGACUAUUGGAGGGUUAUUGAAUGCUACUUUUGGUAAUGCUGUGGAAUUGAUUGUUUCUAUCAUUGCAUUGAAGGAAAAUCAAGUCAGAAUUGUUCAGGCAAGUAUGUUGGGUUCCAUUUUGUCGAAUUUGUUAUUAGUUUUAGGGUGCUGUUUUAUUGCAGGAGGGAUCACAAGAGUGCAACAGACAUUCAAUCAGACAGUUGCCCAGACCAUGUCAUCCUUGAUGGCAUUGGCUACUGCAGGUUUAUUGAUUCCAGCUGCUUUCCAUGCUACAUUACCACCCCCAAAGGGCAAACAUGGGUUCCCAGAACCAGGGUCGUCCGACACGUUAAUCCUUUCGUUGUCUAGAGGUGUUUCGGUUAUCUUAUUGAUUGUCUACAUCUUAUAUUUGUUAUUCCAAUUGAAGACCCACAAGUCUUUAUUCGAGGAGCAAGCACAGGAAGCUGACGAUGGUAUCAUCACCACCAGCUUACCUCCAGAUGAAAAUGAUGCCAAGCCAGAAGAGCAAAAGUUAUCAGUUUUCAGCUCUGUGGUAGUAUUGUGUAUCGCAACCCUUUUGGUCUCAUUCUGUGCUGAUUACUUGGUGGGCUCCAUUGAUGAUAUUGUCGAGUCGUCCGGAUUAUCAAAGACCUUCAUUGGUUUGAUCAUCAUCCCAAUCGUCGGUAAUGCAGCUGAGCACGUCACGGCGAUCAUUGUUGCCAUGAAGGACAAGAUGGACUUGGCCAUUGGUGUCGCUGUUGGUUCCUCGUUACAAAUCGCCAUCUUUGUCACCCCCUUCAUGGUUUUGGUCGGAUGGGUGAUCGAUGUCCCCAUGUCGUUGUACUUCAGCACUUUCGAAACCGCUAUUUUGUUCGUUUCUGUAUUUAUUACCAAUUUGGUCAUCUUAGAUGGUGAACUGAACUGGCUAGAAGGUGCAAUGUUGCUCAGUACAUACCUUAUUGUGGCCCUUGCAUUCUUCUACUACCCAGACAAUGUCAUUAAUUAA
Debaryomyces fabryi is the source of this 1254-nucleotide messenger RNA. It is a transcript of the gene VCX1, whose product is annotated as Vcx1p. The coding region runs from base 1 to 1254 and encodes 417 amino acids. Lineage: Eukaryota; Fungi; Ascomycota; Pichiomycetes; Serinales; Debaryomycetaceae. Gene Ontology annotation, cellular component: fungal-type vacuole membrane. The record is from RefSeq and is a predicted model, not a curated record. Gene Ontology annotation, biological process: intracellular calcium ion homeostasis; calcium ion transmembrane transport. Gene Ontology annotation, molecular function: calcium:proton antiporter activity. The transcript has a single exon.